GAUGAUCUUGAAUCACUGCCGAGGUUGAGGGUGGCGAAGCGCCGCUCUUGGCAGUGGACUAACAGAGGCCCGUCCCAGGAGCACUUCACAACCAUGCCUCGACCAGUGUUCGCUGCCGUUAUUCUGAUGGUGGUGGUGGUGGUGGAGGCGAUGGCAAAGAAGCUGGAGGGUCACACCCACCAGUCUGCGUAUGGGGCAACACCGGAGGAAACCAAGGAUAUCAAAGCCCGAAGCCAUCAGCAGCCCUUCCCAGCAGCACAAAACCAGCUCCCGUUAGAACCAACGCUCUUGCCCGCCCGUCCUGUUGCUGUUAAAGGCUCGAAGGAGACUGCUGUGGGCCACGCCUCUCGCUUUCCGGCGCAGUUGGGUCUCUAUUCUGCAGUUGGACAGCGUAAGGUGGUGGAUACCCAGGUCAGGUGCCUCAAGACUCACAUGCAGGUCAUUUUCAAAUUCUCCGCUCCUUUCUCGGGUUACAUCUACCCAUACAACCACUUCAUCGAAUGCCUGCUAAUGCAAGGCCGGGGUGCCCAGGAAGCUUCCUUGGACUUGAAGCACGGUACCUGCGGGGACGAGGAAAAUCGGAUCAUUAUCAGAGAUCGGUCCUACCUCGAUCCCGUGAUAGAGCACCGCCUGAUGAUCCAGUGGGAGAGGGACAUAAUAUGCGAAGACGACGUGAGUGUGAUCGUCCGCUGCGAUCGACCAGAGGACUUCAAUAAGACCGUGGAAUGGAAUUUCGAAACACAGCACUUGAGGGCCACACUGGAGCGCUCCCAGCAUCCUGGACCAAAAAUGUGGAUGGAGAUCCAGAGGGGUGAGGGACCCACGGCCCCACCGCUGGGCAACGAGUUGGUCUACAUUGGCGACGUGCUAACUCUUCUUUUCACUUUAACUGAUAACGUUUAUUGGUUUGAUUCCAAUAUUGUAGCCUGCUUUGCUGUGGACGGGGGCGAGAAGAAGGCUCAGGUCGAGUGGGACACAAGCAACAACAAACAAGUAACACAACAAUCUCGAGUGUUCAGCGGCGAGAUGACGGUGAUAGAGGCGGGCUGCUCUGUCAAGCCGAAGAUCUUCUCGCACUUCAUUAAGGAGAAACACACCCGGCCCAAUGGGGACCUGGUUACACUCCAUUACGCGUAUUUCAAGGCUUUCAGAUUCCCAACUUCCACCAAAAUAGUCCUUCAGUGCCACGUGCAGGUCUGCUACAAGACCUGUCCUGAGCCACCGCCUUGCAGCGAUGUCUUCCACCCGCGACGUAGCGAUGAUUCAAAGAGGAGAAGGCGACGAGAGGUGGAGGCCGCGGCGCAGGAAGGUGGUCACGAGAUCGACCAGGUCAACAUGUAUCGCUCAGUGGAUGUCGUAUCCGCCGAGGAGACUGGAGAAAAAAGAGUGUCCGUGGCGGCCCAGACUGAGCAUGCCGAGGACUGCUGUCCGCACCCCACUGCCAACACCACUAACACCGUGAUGAUCGUGCUGCUGUGUGUCAUGCUGGUGUUGGUGCUGGGCCUUGUGCUCGUCAUUUUGCGUGACAGAAAAACCAAACGAGCCUCUCUUGAUGUACAGAAAUAAGCGUGGAUAUUCAAGUGAUAUUUUUAUGUAAGUUCGUUAAGUUUUAUUUAUUAAAGGUUUCUUCUAAA
Molecule: messenger RNA, 1634 nt
Organism: Portunus trituberculatus (swimming crab)
Lineage: Eukaryota; Metazoa; Arthropoda; Malacostraca; Decapoda; Portunidae
Exons: 10
Coding region: 94-1566 (490 amino acids)
Source: RefSeq, a predicted model, not a curated record